AUGGCGAGGCUCAUGAGCCGAAUGCGCGAGAUCGCGGACAUGGGGCAUGUCAACGGGCUCACAUUCUUGAUGGACAUAGAGGUGCUCCAGCGACUGAGCAAGAACGAGGUGCUGGGUCCGGAGCACACCAUCCACAUCGAGCGCCGUUUGCGCGACCUUGUGGAGAUCAAGAAAGGGCAGCUAAAGCGCCAGUCGGCGGCCAUGGAGGUGCCAGAGCAAAGUUAUUACUGGUGGGACUGGAGCCAUCGUCAAGGAAGUGCGCCGCAGUGGGGUGCAGACAGCUGGACUUGGUGA
Messenger RNA from Symbiodinium natans, 294 nucleotides. The record is from the annotation of a GenBank genome assembly. NCBI's taxonomy places the organism in Eukaryota, Dinophyceae, Suessiales, Symbiodiniaceae.